Ostrea edulis (European flat oyster) is the source of this 1846-nucleotide messenger RNA. Its product is annotated as glycoprotein-N-acetylgalactosamine 3-beta-galactosyltransferase 1-like. The transcript has 4 exons. NCBI's taxonomy places the organism in Eukaryota, Metazoa, Mollusca, Bivalvia, Ostreida, Ostreidae. Gene Ontology annotation, cellular component: membrane. The record is from RefSeq and is a predicted model, not a curated record. Gene Ontology annotation, molecular function: N-acetylgalactosaminide beta-1,3-galactosyltransferase activity. The coding region runs from base 286 to 1281 and encodes 331 amino acids.
UUUUGUAGCAUUAAGUCGUCAGAUACAUUUGCAUGUAUUAUCGCUUCUGUAAUGUCACGGUUAAUGCGCGCAUUGUUUUCCUGUGAAGUUUUGAUUUAACUAGGGAAAACUACUCUCUGAAACUGACCGCCAUAUCAGCACAAGGAUGUGACAAGAAUUAUCCUCAGAAAAGUGACAAGAUUUCUGAAGAAAGAAAUAUACAUUGCAAAGUGACGAGAAUAUUCAGAGGAGACACCUCGUCAAGGGAAGAAAUUGCUUUUUUUCUCGCUGAUUAGGAGACUGGCAAUGUUCCUUUCCACCACCAGACGAUGUCAGAGAGGCGUCGUCUUGGCAGGGUGUUUUGUCCUAUGCUUUUGUAUCUUGUUUUUGGAUAAGUAUUCUCAGCUUGUAAGAGAGGAGGGGUAUGCAUUUGAACUCAAUGGAGUCAUUGAGAUGGACCAUUACAAACAUUCAGAUGUCAAUGAAGUAAUAGCCAUUGGGUUGUCAAAGAAAAUUCGCAUAUUGUGUUGGAUUAUGACGUCACCACAGAAUUUGGACCUGAAAGCAGUUGCUGUAAAAAAUACAUGGGGAAAGCGAUGCAACAAAGUUUUGUUCUUCAGCAGUAAAACAAACACUUCUUUCCCGACCAUCGGGCUCAAUACAACGGAGGGACGAGAACAUCUGACGGCGAAGACCAUGCAGGCGUUUCGCUACUGUUACGAACAUUACGGAACCCAGUUUGAUUGGUUUUUGAAAGCAGACGAUGACACUUACAUAAUUGUAGAGAAUCUACGAUAUUUUCUAUCUCACCACGAUCCAAAUUCCUUGCAAUAUUUUGGACACAAAUUUAAGGUGAUAGUGAAACAAGGGUAUUUUAGUGGAGGAGCUGGAUAUAUAUUGAGCAGGAAAGCUCUAGAAAAAUUCGUGAUAGAAGGUCUCUCCGGUUCAGUGAAAUGCAGACAAGACGGCGGUGCAGAAGACGCAGAAAUUGGUAAAUGCAUGCAGAAUCUUGGCAUAAAAACUGGAGAAUCACUGGAUGUUUACGGAAGAGAAACUUUCCACCCGUUUAACCCUAGCGCUCAUUUAAGAGGUCUUUACCCUCCCUGGUUUUACAAUAACGCAGCCAGCUAUCCCAAGAAGGGCCUUGGGUGUUGUAGUGACUACAGUAUAUCAUUUCAUUAUAUGUCGCCUCCUGACAUGUUUGUCAUGGACUAUUUGCUGUACCAUUUACGUCCGUACGGAAUCAUACAGGACGUACGUAAAACACGGACGUUCUACGUAAAACACGGACGUUCUACGUAGAACACAGUGCUGAACAGUCGUCUGCUGAUCUGAAUUCAUAAUGCGAAUCAUCUCGCUUUGGUCCACUAAGUAAACCAGAUUCGAAUCCCAGCUCCUCUUAAAUUCUAGCCUACUAUCAAUGCAAUGCAUAGCAGCUCUCUGACAUUUCGUGCGCGGGAAGAAUCGGAGGUCCCAACGUGACCAAUGUUUAGCGUUUACUUUUUGCUAUUCAUAAAAAACAUUACGACAUGGCAAUUUAAAAUAUCUUCGAUACCUACAAUAAGUUUACAAAACACGUAUCCCAGAGUAACUGAGAAUGGCACCGCACUUGCAUUUUCUUCAAAACUGGGUCAUGUGAAUGUUCAUUUACAUCGGAAUACUGUUUCCUUUGGUUUGUUUUAAAUUAUAUUCAUGUAUCCCUGUAUUUGUUAAUACAGGUGUAGAACCUGUAUUAACAAAUACAGGGAUACAUGUACCAUAUCCUAGAAUAGAUUUUUAGCAUAUUUAAACGUUUACUGUUAUUUCUUGUUAUAUACUUACUAUCUAUGUUUUAUGCUGUUUUCAAUAAAUUUUUAUGAAUAUAAAA